Sycon ciliatum is the source of this 5986-nucleotide messenger RNA. RefSeq lists its product as uncharacterized. NCBI's taxonomy places the organism in Eukaryota, Metazoa, Porifera, Calcarea, Leucosolenida, Sycettidae. The coding region runs from base 139 to 5310 and encodes 1723 amino acids. The record is from RefSeq and is a predicted model, not a curated record. Gene Ontology annotation, biological process: post-Golgi vesicle-mediated transport. Gene Ontology annotation, molecular function: protein binding. The transcript has 31 exons. Gene Ontology annotation, cellular component: Golgi apparatus; membrane.
UCAGAAGUCAGAUUGAGAAUAAUCCUAAAUACUGUGAUAGUAUAGAGGGGGAGAGAAAGAGUGCGUGUGCGUGUCUGGUUCCUUCAUUUUCAUUCCAGCCUUUACCACCCUCCGUGUGGGGAGGAAGCUGUCACCAUCAUGGCCAAGUCCGGUGGAUACUUGUGCUGUCUCUACUGGCUUGCUUCAGCACUCACUUCACAAUUGUUUCAAACUGAGGCGAAGAUCCUCGUUGAGUCUCACCUAUCGGCUUCCAGGCGUUCUGGUUUGUUCACACACUCUGAUUCACGAGUGCCGCAUAUGUCUACGGGACACUACUGGAGCGAGUCCGACCUUCCUAUUUCGCUGGAGAGGAAUUCCAGUUUCGCCUCGCCAAUCAAGUCGAAAUUGCCAGUCAGAACUCGCAGCCACCGGUCCAAACGUGGUGCCGGAGCUAAGACGAUACAUCAGUAUAAGACCACACUUAUCUAUGAUUACAAUACUGCCCUUGAGAUACGUUGGACAGGGAGUGGUGCGCACCGUGCUAACAGCUCCGUACUGAUUAUCCGCACAUCCUCUAGCGUACCGCCCGUACAUGAUUACCCUCAUCUGUACAUCAGUUAUGACUAUGCGCACAGCUUCAGACCGCUGGAACUGCGACUCAAGACCGGACGGCCGGCCAACAUUACCCACUUUGAAAAUCAUCGCGCCGAUCCGAAGCGCUACCUGUUUGUUGACCAGUUCCAUCGCUACAUCUUCACCAGCGAGGACGAUUGUCACACGUUCAAGCGCAACACGUACUCAUUCUCAAUGGUGUUCAUCGCGACACAUGCCACCAAUCCCAAAAUUGUACUCGCUCAGGAUAGCAAGCAUCAGCUGUGGAUCAGCCGUGACUUUGCGGCCACCUGGGCUGUGUUGGCUCGAGAUGUCAGUUUCUUCCAAUGGGGUGUUCCGGGAGUGCACCACGACACAUCCGACACACUCUACAUCCAGGGUGUACAAGACGUCGCUAUAAAGCGCAUGGACAACUUCACCACGAUAUCCGUAUUGGAACAAAACGCCUUUAGCAUGAUUGUACACGGCAGAUACAUGUUUGCCCUGCAAAGCAAGACGUCAUCGCCACCCUUAAUGCUAGUCUCACAUGAUCGAGGCAAGUUCCAGCCUGCUCGAUUCACUGACUUCGAUGAGGACGACGAGGAUGACGACGAAGAGACAUUGUUCCACGAGUACUUUGUUGUGGACACCACUGACGAGCAGGCAUUCGUUGUCGGACUGAACAAAACCACUGGCCAGAGCACCCUGUUCAUUUCAGACAUUACCGGUGUGCAGUACACUAUAUCCAUGGAGAACUUCACCUACACGCCGCAUACUAAGUCACUCAACGCUUGGCUGGGAAAGGAGCGAUACAACACGCCGGUUGAAUGGUUUUCCGUCGCCGGCACAAAGUCCGUUUUCCUCGCAAGUCAGAAGUUUGGCAGAGUAGUACGUAGUGUGAUUACGUAUGAUGCUGGUGGGGAAUGGCACGAUAUUGAAACUGCCGCAAAGGACAGGAACGGCACCAAGCUGGAAUGUAAGGUGUUGGAUAUCUUCCUUGAUGGUCGUGAUGAGGAUGACUGUAAUCUUCACCUGGACCAGUCACGCAACACCGGAGUCAAUGCACACUUUCUCAGCUUAGCACAAGCACCGGGUAUACUCAUGGCAUCUGGUAAUUACGGAAGGAGAAUGCAGAAGGCGGAUGGUUUAUACAUCUCUACCGAGGGUGCCAGUACGUGGUCAAAGGCCCUGUCUGGCGAAUACCAGUUUCAGAUGGGUGACCAUGGCGGUAUUAUGGUCGCCGUCGACUACCCCAGUAACGGUCACCUCACCAACAUUCUGUGGUACAGUCUCAACUAUGGACGCAACUGGACAAAGUACGUAUUCCACAGCACUCCACUGCACUUCUACGGUAUCACAGUGGAACCCGGCCACCACUCGACCGUGUUCAACGUCAUCGGUGCCGAGCGCGGAAUCGGGGGCAUUGUGAUCCUCACCCUCGACUUUGUCGAUAUCCUGGGACCAAAGUGCAAGAAGAGCGACUAUGCUGAUUGGUCUGGACGUUGUCAACUUGGUCAGCGUACCGUGUAUCAGCGACGUAAUGCCAGCGCGAAUUGCUACAUUGGUAUUAAUUACAAGAACGUACACGCACCGGCAUCAUGUGAAUGUGACCGUGAAGACUUUGAGUGCUCACCCGGAUUCGAAGCUCCAGAUCUCGGUGGCGUAUGUCUUCCUACUGCCCAUAAUAAGCACUACUUGAAGGCAAUCGCACGAAACCUUUCCUGCCUAGAGGAGGCUUCAUCUUUUGUAUUCAACAAAGGAUAUCAGCGUCUCCCCGGUGACAAGUGUAGCGGUGGGGCAGCUAGCCUGUUUGAGCCGCACACGAUACGCUGCUCGGCGGCAGUCGGCGAUAUCUCCGUAUGGCAGCGGUUCACCAAGCCCGACCGGAACGUCACCUCCGCCUCCAUUGUCCUGGCAGCCGGCGAAGGUUUCCACUUGGGAGUGUUGCUGCCGGAUGGGUACGGGCAUAGUGCUAGUGUGGAGAUUAUCUGGCUGUUUGGAGACAGUGCAGCACUGACUACCAAUCACCUGAACACAACCGUACGUCAUGCCUAUCAGACGCCGGGAGAGUAUCACUUAGUUGUUAGCGCCACUUUCGGCCGCUUUGUCAAGCAUUCGCUCACCAACAUCACCGUCGUAGGCAAGCUGCCGGAGAAUUUCUCAAUUUCCACGGGUGUCGUCAAACCGAGUGGUCAUAUACACACGGGAGAAAAGGUGUUACUCUUGGCUAAUGUACCUGGCAAUCGCGUUGGCGUGAAGAAGCCUGUGAAGUUCGCACAACACUCAUCCCAGCAGCUGACCUACACCUGGACGGUAUGCGGUAGAAGGCAUGAAGUCCAGACUAUGUGGCUGGAGGUUGCUCCUGUUGCCUCCGGUACAGGCGAUUUCCAAUACUGCAAUAUAACCCUGCAGCUGAAGAAUCCACUGUAUGUGUCACACGUGGAACACUACACAUUGAAGCUGGUCGCCAUUGCGCCCAACGUGGUGUCAGGACAAUACUCUAACAUCUCCGGCCUAUUGUCAAUUGUCUGGCUAAGCAAAGGCCACACCAGCCCGCAGGCAUUCCAUGUUAUAGCCGAAUCGAAGAAUGCAAUAUACACAAUAGUAGCUGGCGGAACGGAAAGAGAAGUGACCACUCGUGUUCGCCCAGGCGUCUACAAAAUCAAUGUGACGUCAGUAUACCCCGAGACCGUCGUCUGUUCCAACACGUUGUCCUAUGAAGUGCACGCAUCACCAGGACAGGUGAAGACUCCAGGUGCCUUCAGUGUCCAAACUGGCACCGUUUCCAACUCUCAUCUGCUGCAGUGGAAGCCAAUACCUCACGCCCUCGCCUAUCAGGUUGCUCUAAUCAGUCGCAACACACUGAGUAUCAAGAAGCGUGUCCCGGCAAACCAGUGUUCUACAACUCAAUGUUCGGUGAGCCUUGAGCACCCGAAUGACGGAGGAGUUUACUUCUAUCAGGUCCGCGCUGAGAACACUGAACAUGACACUGGAAAAUUCUCCUAUUUGACGGGAAGCCCCGCAGCAACUCAAUCGCCACCGUUGUCAGCUCCGGAGAGUCUGACUGUGAAGUGUCCCAGCAAUAACCACUCACUGACACUGACCAAGUGUGCACUCACCUGGCACUACAAUCAGCCAAUCGAUGGUUUUAUGGUGAGCCUGUCUGGGCCCGGCUAUCCUCUAGGUUGGGAGAGAGCAGUGUCCGACUUGACGGUCAACUUGCCAGAGCUCUACUCUGGUGCUCGCUAUCAUUUCAGCGUGGCGGCGAAGAACGGAAAUGCAGUCGGUCCCUACACCUUGUUCGACAAUGUCCAGCACACAACAUCCCCUCUUCAGGUCACAGACCUGAAUGUACAGGCGCAUGGAGCAAGCAGUGCAUGCUUGACCUGGCAAGCGCCGGAGUUCACGCAGCACUGGAUUAACAGCUACACCAUCAAAGUGUUUGGACCAGUGAAACUGGGAGAUUUUGACGAGCGGCCUAGCUACAGCAAGUUCCGUCCUAGUUGCAGUGUACGAGCCGAUGAACCGCUGUCCUGCUGUGUCCACGGUCUCUCACUCGGUCAUCUCUACUGGUUUUUGGUGGAGACAGAUCUGCAGAGAACAGGUGUCCGUCAGUCUUAUGACACCAAGCCUGUUUCAUCUCAGACGGAACUCGCUGUCUAUCGCAGGUUUACUGUGCCUCUGCAUGGUGCUGUGUACUCUGACCUAUUCUCGGUCUCCCCGUACAUCCAUCAUGGCGCUAAUCUACACAAUGACGUCACAGACAUGUGGACACAGGUCACGAUUACAGCCCAGGGAAAAGCAGCCGGUGUUCAGAAGGUGGUGUACAAAGAGAAGGGUAUGCAGAAUAGCACCACUGUACCUGGACAAGGUGCACCAAUCUUACUCUGGCCAGCCACUCUCUACACAUUCACCAUCGAAACCAAUGACGGCGCGCAGCAUCACCUUGACUACCAAACUCCGUCUGCUGUGAUCGACAGUACGCUGCUGGUGUUUGCAGUGGCGCCAUUGACCACACCACCAGUAUCUCAGAUCACUCACUACAUGCAGCGUUUGGAGACUGUUCUGGGCCGUGAUACCUUCCAGGCCAACAUCUCUGCUCUGCUGGUGGUCAAAGGACAAGCGCCCAGCACGGCUACUCGUCUCAAUUUGCUUCUCUCACCCGACGUUGACGCGAUAUCCGUCAAGGAUGCUCUGCUGCAGGACGAGGAGUUCCAGCAAGUCUACUACUCGGAUGAGAGCUCUUGGUUUGUGUCCCUGCAGCGCUAUGACCGUCAGCUGAUUGUGGAUAGCGACCACAAGCUGCACGUCAAACCUGCACCGGUAAAUACGGAUACCUCAACUAUCAAUAAUGCACGCUACAUUGUGCCGCUCACAGUCCUCUCAGUUCUCCUACUCACCAGCAUCACAGUAAUCCUGUACAAGAGCAUAGCACUGCACAGACAACAUCAACAGCACCAUCGCUUUGGCUCAACAUUCUAUACCAGCAGAAGCGCUGCGGGAUCUGGUAACCGCGGCCAAAGGUCAUCUUUGUCCGGCAACUCCAGCCGUCGAACCAACCUACACGUGCGGUUCCUCGAUGGCGAUGACGUGGAUGAUGUGGAUAGCUGCAGUGACGGUGCACCGCCUGAAGGGUUUAGUAUUCCCGUCGAUGCCACGGUGUCCAGCUUUAACGGUGCCACAGAUGACGGCCUGUUCUCUGUCAAUAUGGACGACGACGACAAUGCGGUGGAGGUAUAAGCCCUGCGAGUGCAUUGGAAAGCCGCCGUGAAGGUAAUCCUGGCCGUGCUAGGAGCAUGGCUGUCGUUCUGUUAGCAGCACAUUGAACCGUGCCCCCCCCCCCCUUCUUCCCCGCACACGCCUUCUUUUUUCCAAAACAUGAUUAUUUAUCUAAGUAAAUAGCAUCCAGUGUCUAAUGAAUUUUAAAAUUCGUUCCUGUUUUAGGGAGAAUAUACGUUUUUAGUGUGAUAGUGAAUCUCAUUCCCUAAUUCCUCUCCAGAGGCAGAGUUCAUUUUACGUAGUUACGUAAUUGUAUAGAUUUUUAUCCUUUUUCUACAAGUCGUGUGUGGUGUAAGAUAAUCAUUAAUCAUGCAUGGAUGGUCUAGACUUGACCAGAUCAGCUAACUCAGCUAACUGCAGCAUCACUCCACGAGCGUGCAGCACUGCACAUAUACUAGUUUACAAUUCUACUGGUGCUUCUGACUAGCUGGCACUGCGUCAGCAUUGGACAAUGUGCACACUGUCUCUCUCUCUCCCUGUUCAGUAUUCCCCGCCCGACACCUGUAUUCGGACUAAUAUUCAUUCAUGAUUGUGAAUUUGUGAUACAUUUCUAAGUGCUGGCGGUGGCACUGGUGGUUGAAAGCGGUGGCCGGGAUUACCAUGACUCUGUGUUUCUUAUCUGCAACCUUUUCAUAAG